This is a messenger RNA of Oryza sativa Japonica Group (Japanese rice), 1164 nucleotides long. RefSeq names its product ribonuclease 1. Gene Ontology annotation, cellular component: extracellular region. Lineage: Eukaryota; Viridiplantae; Streptophyta; Magnoliopsida; Poales; Poaceae. Gene Ontology annotation, molecular function: RNA binding; ribonuclease T2 activity. Gene Ontology annotation, biological process: RNA catabolic process. The record is from RefSeq and is a predicted model, not a curated record.
CCUCCAUUCCUCAUCGCAGCGGCGAUUUCUCAUCUGAAUUGCAGGCCAAUUCCAGUUGAGUUUCUCCACAGACCACAGAUAUGGCUUCCGGCAGGAUAGCUCUGCUCUGCCUUCUUGGCUUGCUGCUGGUAGCAGCCUCACCGGCUGCCAUUGCUGCCAAAGAUGACAAAAUCUUCUACCAGAUUACUUUCAUGUGGCCGGGAGCGUACUGCGCGCAGACGAAGGCCGGAUGCUGCAUGCCGAAGACCGACGUCGCGCCGGCGUCCGACUUCUACGUCGCCGGCUUCACGGUCUACAACGCCACCACCAACUCUUCCCUGUCCAGCUGCAGCAACACUCCAUUCGACAUGAACCAAAUUGGGGAUGUCACGAGGCUGAUGCAGUACUGGAACAACAUCAGGUGCCCCAGCAAGAGCGGCCAGAAGGGCUGGAAGAACGCGUGGGAGACGUCCGGCGUCUGCUCCGACCUCACCGAGAGCGCCUACUUUGACACCGCCCUCGCCCUCCGCGACAAGAUCAACCCCCUUUCUCGCCUCGUCAGCAACGGUAUUAAGCCGGACUUUGGGCUGUACAGCGUGAAGAAGAUCAAGGAGGUGAUCGAGGAGGGGAUCGGCGCGCCGGCGCUGAUCCAGUGCAGCAAGGGCCCGUUCAACAAGUUCCAGCUAUACCAGAUAUACGUCUGCGUCGCGGAGGACGCCAAGACGUUCGUGGAGUGCCCCAGCCCGAGGAAGCCGUACACCUGCGGCGACGACAUCCUCUUCCACCCUUUCAAGAAGUGGAUGCUCAAGACCAACUCCACCAAAUCCUACGCCGCCGCCGACGCCAUCGACCAGCUGCUCGAAGCGGUCAUGGAAAUCUGAGCUCGAUCGAUCGAUCGAUCAAGAAGACAAAUUAACCCUUGUUGUGAUAUGCGAUUUGUGCGUGUGUGUUGUCUGUUUCGAUCGUGAUGUUUUCUGCGUGUUUAUUUCGUGAUGUUCUCUCAUCGCGCCCGCGCGCGGUUGGGUACGAUCCGGGACACCUACGUAGCACUGAAUCCGUCUCUGUGAUGCAUUCAGAGAAUAAGUCCGAAUAUGUGCGGCCUUGUUAAUGUUUUCAUGAAUAACUCGUGUAGUGGGAUUACUUUGUCAUCGGACAUUUCAUGAUUUCCGAUGCACACCUUGGCUA